This is a messenger RNA of Tetranychus urticae (two-spotted spider mite), 1451 nucleotides long. Its product is annotated as short/branched chain specific acyl-CoA dehydrogenase, mitochondrial. Lineage: Eukaryota; Metazoa; Arthropoda; Arachnida; Trombidiformes; Tetranychidae. Gene Ontology annotation, cellular component: mitochondrion. The record is from RefSeq and is a predicted model, not a curated record. Gene Ontology annotation, molecular function: flavin adenine dinucleotide binding; acyl-CoA dehydrogenase activity.
UGCUUUGAAAUUUACGUUCACUUUUAGUUUUGUUACGUUCUGAGUACAAACUUAUUUUCUUGUUAUAAUUCCAAUUAUUUUUAAUCAUUAACAUCUCAAUUGUGAACAAUGGUUCUUUUCAAUAGUGCUCGAAGUUUAAAUUCAAAGGUUGUCGUUCUUCAAAAAUUAUUCAAUGGUACUUUGAGUAGGCAAUUAAAUCAUGCCAAAAAAUGCUCCACUCAAGUGUUGAACAGUCGAACUCCAGCUUCUGUCUUGAUUUCAGAGGAUGAGGCCGCAAUUCAAGAAAUGAUCAGCAAAAUGUGUCAAAAUGUGAUUCAACCAAGAGUAAGAAAAAUGGACGCAACUUCAACAAUGGAUAAAGAAGUGAUCGAUGCUUUAUUUGAAAAUGGGUUGAUGGGGAUCGAUACAGAUACUAAAUAUGGAGGUACAGGUGCAAGUUUUCUAGCCACUGUUCUAGCGGUAGAGGAAUUGGCUAAAUUUGAUCCUUCAGUUAGCAUAUUAAUGGAUGUUCACAGCACUUUGUGUGUGUCCACUUUCAACAAAUAUGCAUCUGAAGAGCAAAAGGAAAAAUAUUUACCCCGAUUAGUCAAAGAUACGGUAGCUUCAUUUUGUCUGACUGAACCAGAUUCAGGUUCUGAUGCGUUCGCUUUGAAGACAAGAGCCGAAGACAAAGGUGAUCAUUAUGUGAUCAAUGGCAAUAAAUGUUGGAUCUCAAAUUCAGGAGAGGCCGGUGUGUUCCUCGUCUUUGCUAAUAUCGAUCCAAGUAAAGGUUACAAAGGAAUAACUUGUUUCAUUCUGGAACGAGAUAUGCCUGGUUUAUCUGUGGCUAAACCUGAGGACAAAUUAGGUAUAAGAGCUUCAUCAACAUGCACAGUUACAUUUGAAGAUGUUAAAGUACCUAAAGAAAAUGUUCUUGGUACCAUUGGCCAUGGUUAUAAAUAUGCGAUUGGUAUUUUAAAUGAAGGAAGAAUAGGAAUUGGUGCUCAAAUGAUUGGGUUGGCGCAAGGAUGCUUUGAUCAUGCAGUUAAAUACACAUUGGAAAGGAAACAAUUUGGUAAAGCAAUUUUUGACUUCCAAGGUAUGCAACAUCAAAUUGCCACUGCGGCCACACAAAUUGAAGCUGCUCGUCUACUCGUCUACUCUGCUGCUCGAAUGCGUGAUGCUGGUGUCGAUGUUGUCCAAGCUGGUGCUAUGGCCAAGUUUUACGCCUCUGAAGUGGCAACUUCCACGACUAGCAAAUGUGUUGAGUGGAUGGGAGGAGUUGGUUUCACCAAAGACUAUCCAGUUGAAAAGUAUUAUCGAGACUGUAAAAUAGGAUGUAUUUACGAAGGCACAUCAAAUGUUCAACUCAACACCAUUGCCAAACAACUCAAGACAAUUUACGCACAAUAAUUGUGUUUCAAAUAAAUGUACAUUUUCCUAAAUUAAAUGAAGGAUUGGACUAAUUGUUA